GUAUGAGUAGCACUCUUAUAAAAGGCCUGAGCACCCGCUUCAGAAAGUAGUUCAGUGGUUGUUGAUCGGAUGGAAUUAGUCUAACUGUUGUAAUUAGAGAUAACAAAAAAAAAUAAUUUUUAAAAAUCAGGAUGUCUGCAGCUGGCCCAGAAGUUAUUCCUGGCACAGUAGCAGCCACAACUGCUGCUACUGGAGUGUCAGCAUUUACAGUGUUUUUGGCACUUCUUGUCCCUGCACUUGUUUUGUGGUACGUUUACUUCAGAAUUUCCCAACGGCAUAUGAUUGAACUUGCUGAAAAAAUACCCGGCCCGAAUGGAUAUCCACUUGUUGGAAAUGCAUUGGAAUUCAUUGGAAGUUCCGACAGUAUCUUCCGUAAUGUCAUGGAACGUUCGAAUGAAUUCGAUCAAGUAGUAAGACUUUGGAUCGGUCCGAAAUUGUUAAUUUUCUUGAUCGAUCCACGGGACAUCGAAGUCAUUCUUUCCAGUCAUGUUUACAUUGACAAAUCUGCUGAAUAUCGUUUCUUCCAGCCAUGGUUAGGAAACGGUCUUCUCAUUUCUACCGGUCAAAAAUGGAGAGUUCACCGUAAAUUGAUUGCUCCAACUUUCCACUUGAACGUAUUAAAGAGUUUCAUUGACUUGUUCAAUGCUAAUUCACGUGCAGUUGUUGAAAAAAUGCGUAAAGAAGGUACCAAGGAGUUUGAUUGCCACGAUUACAUGUCUGAGACAACUGUCGAGAUUCUUUUGGAAACUGCCAUGGGUGUAUCGAAAUCUACACAAGAUCGCAGUGGAUACGAAUACGCGAUGGCCGUAAUGAAAAUGUGUGAUAUUCUCCAUCUGCGUCAUACCCGCGUUUGGUUGAGACCUGACUGGCUUUUCAACCUCACCAAGUACGGAAAAGAUCAAAUUCAAUUACUGGAUAUAAUACACAGUCUUACCAAGAAAGUAAUCCAACGUAAGAAGGAAGACUUCAAAGCCGGAAAACGCAACUUCAUUAAGACCACUGAAUCUAAAGACGCUAAAUUGACUAGUGUAGAAGGUCUUUCAUUCGGUCAGUCAGCAGGAUUAAAGGAUGAUCUCGACGUCGAUGAUAACGAUGUCGGUGAGAAGAAGAGACUGGCGUUCUUAGAUCUCUUGAUGGAAGCCGGACAAAACGGAGUUGUCCUUAACGAACAAGAAGUCAAAGAACAAGUUGACACCAUCAUGUUUGAGGGCCAUGACACAACUGCUGCAGGCUCCAGCUUCUUCUUGUCUAUGAUGGGUUGUCACCCAGACAUUCAAGAGAAAGUUAUCCAAGAGCUGGACGAAAUCUUUGGUGACAGUGAUAGGCCGUGCACCUUCCAGGACACUUUGGAGAUGAAAUAUCUUGAGCGGUGCUUGAUGGAAACACUGCGUUUGUAUCCACCAGUACCCAUUAUCGCACGUGAAAUCAAGACAGAUUUGAAACUUGCAUCUGGAGAUUACACUGUCCCCGGUGGAUGUACGGUUGUAGUCGGUACAUUCAAAAUGCAUCGUUUACCUCACAUAUAUCCCAACCCAGAUACAUUCAACCCGGAUAAUUUCUUACCGGAGAAGACAGCCAAUCGUCAUUACUACGCAUUUAUUCCAUUUUCGGCAGGACCACGUUCAUGUGUCGGUCGUAAAUACGCGAUGCUUAAGCUCAAGAUUCUUUUGUCAACAAUACUGAGAAACUAUCGCAUAAGAUCUGAUAUUAAAGAAAAAGACUUCAGACUUCAAGCCGACAUUAUUCUUAAGAGGGCUGAAGGUUUCAGGGUACGUCUUGAACCAAGAAGACAAGUAGGUGUUACGGCUUAAAGUAAAAAUUAUAGUAUAUGUUGUAAAAAAAUACACAAAAAUAAUUAAUGUUUUGCUACUCUAUUAUUUUUGUCGUGGCGCCAUUUUAAACUAUGAAAUAUAUUGUAACUUAAUGUAGGAGGAAUGCAUUAAUCAUUAGCGUUGAUAUUUAUCAUCAAUGCAUUCAGUUGUAUAAUAAAACAAUUAAACAAUCCUAUGAAAUCAUA
Messenger RNA from Microplitis demolitor, 2017 nucleotides. RefSeq names its product cytochrome P450 4g15 (gene Cyp4g15). Bases 132 to 1811 code for a protein of 559 amino acids. The record is from RefSeq and is a predicted model, not a curated record. The transcript is spliced from 8 exons. NCBI's taxonomy places the organism in Eukaryota, Metazoa, Arthropoda, Insecta, Hymenoptera, Braconidae. Gene Ontology annotation, molecular function: heme binding; monooxygenase activity; oxidoreductase activity, acting on paired donors, with incorporation or reduction of molecular oxygen.